Molecule: messenger RNA, 1974 nt
Organism: Penicillium subrubescens
Lineage: Eukaryota; Fungi; Ascomycota; Eurotiomycetes; Eurotiales; Aspergillaceae
Product: NCS2 family permease
Exons: 4
Coding region: 87-1829 (580 amino acids)
Biological process (GO): transmembrane transport
Cellular component (GO): plasma membrane
Molecular function (GO): purine nucleobase transmembrane transporter activity
Source: RefSeq, a predicted model, not a curated record
AACCACUUUAAAUAGUGCGUCGCAUCGACUGCAGCGGCUCUUGAUACCCUGCGCGUAUAGCAGCAGUCGCAAAUCGUCCAGCAAAAAUGGGGUUUAAGACCUGGAUUCAUGAUACUAACCUGCGGGUUGCGCGCAGCCCCGUGGGGAGAUGGUUUCGUCUGGAGAAUUCCGGCCACCCGUUGGAGAGGAAGGGCAGCUUCUUCUUUACUGAGCUUCGCGCCGGCUUGGCCACAUUCUUCGCGAUGGCCUAUAUUAUCUCCGUGAACAGCACUAUUACUUCGGAGUCUGGUGGAACAUGUGUGUGCCCGGCCGAGAGCAUGGCUGACCUUUGCGCAACCAACGCCGAAUACUUGAUUUGCGUGCAGGAAGUUAAGCGCGACAUCGUUACCGCGACAGCAGCUAUCGCCGCCCUCUCGACAUUCUGCAUGGGUCUCUUUGCGAACUUGCCUAUUGCGCUGGCUCCCGGAAUGGGUCUCAACGCCUAUUUCGCAUACACCGUCGUCGGGUAUCACGGUUCCGGUCUUAUCCCAUACAAGGUUGCUUUGACUGCGGUUUUCGUCGAGGGUUGGGUCUUUUUGGGCCUGACGUUGAUCGGUAUGCGACAAUGGCUUGCGCGCGCACUUCCGGCUUCUAUCAAGCUUGCGACUGGUGUCGGUAUUGGGCUGUAUCUUGCUCUCAUCGGCUUGACUUAUAGUGCCGGUAUUGGACUAGUCCAGGGUGCCUCGGACACUCCCAUUGAGUUGGCAGGAUGCGCAUCACAGUACUUCGACGAGAAGACUGGGUUGUGUAUGAGCAGCCAGAAGAUGCGCAACCCUACUAUGUGGAUCGGUAUUUUCUGCGGUGGUUUCGUGACUGCGCUGUUGAUGAUGUACCGGGUGAAAGGCGCGAUCAUUAUUGGAAUCCUGCUUGUCUCGAUCAUUUCGUGGCCGCGUACCACUCCAGUGACAUACUUCCCUUACACGGAACUCGGAACUAGCAUGUUCGAUUUCUUCAAGAAGGUCGUUACUUUCCAUCCUAUCACACACACUUUGGCUGUGCAGGAAUGGGAUAUUUCUGGCCAUGGCGGUCAGUUCGGUCUUGCUUUCAUCACUUUCCUGUACGUCGAUAUUCUGGACACUACUGGCACUAUGUACUCCAUGGCCCGAUUCGCCGGCGCCAUUGACGAGCGUACCCAAGAUUUCGAAGGCAGUGCCAUCGCCUACAUGGUUGACGCUAUUUCUAUCUCAAUCGGCUCCCUGUUCGGUAGUCCGCCCGUAACCGCCUUCGUCGAAUCCGGUGCUGGAAUUUCGGAAGGCGGCAAGACAGGCUUGACCUCGUGCAUGACCGGCUUCGCAUUCUUCAUUGCCGUGUUCUUCGCACCGAUUUUCGCUUCAAUUCCACCAUGGGCAACCGGCUGCACUCUCGUCAUUGUCGGCGCUCUGAUGGCCAAGGCAGCAGCCGACAUCAACUGGCGCUACUACGGUGAUGCGAUCCCGGCAUUCCUUACCAUCGCUAUCAUGCCCUUCACCUACAGCAUUGCCUACGGUCUUAUCGCUGGUAUUCUGAGCUAUAUCAUUCUCAACGGCAUUGCUUGGAUUCUGGAGAAGGUCAGUGGUGGUCGCAUUGUCCCACCAAACAAGGAUGAGUCCGAUCCUUGGUCAUGGAAGGUGCCUGGCGGCUUCCUUCCUCCUUGGGUGAAGCGUGCUGCUAGUGGGAGGAAGGACUUCUGGCGUCGCGAUGAGGAGCGCGCCGCUUCCGAUGAACUAGAAUCCAUUGGUUCAUCCAAGGAGCGAGUGGCAGCUGAGAAGGGUUCAAACAAUGCCGAGGAGCCCACAACAAAAGCGCUGUGAGGGAAUACACUUGGUGAGAGCGCUUAUUACCAUGCAGUCAGUGUAGCAUACAUUUAGAAGUAUAUGGUAUCAUAGUUGUAAAUAAUUCAUUAUUUUGAGUACUUGAUGGUCUCUUUUGUGGGGUAGCUAAGUAAAUGUUAAUUAU